Neoarthrinium moseri is the source of this 3105-nucleotide messenger RNA. RefSeq lists its product as uncharacterized. The transcript has 10 exons. The coding region runs from base 1 to 3105 and encodes 1034 amino acids. The record is from RefSeq and is a predicted model, not a curated record. Lineage: Eukaryota; Fungi; Ascomycota; Sordariomycetes; Amphisphaeriales; Apiosporaceae.
AUGAUUCUUAUGCAGUCUGCCAUGGUUCUUCGAGUUGAAAGUCGCGACUUAUGGCACCAAGCACUCGCCAAUCUAGACCCAGAUGACAAGAGUUACCUUGAUUUUGACGGUCACGACCAACUGGAUAUUGUCGAGCAGGUCUUGAGUUUAACCGACGUCGCUCAGAAGCAUUGUGAGGCGAAAGCCUGGAGUUUCAAGAGAAAGAGCGGGGAGAGGGUGAUCGUCCGGGACGUGCUUGCGAAGGUAGCCAGAUGGAUCAAGCACUUUGUCGCCGUUGGCGAUGCCGUGGUGCAGUAUGAUCCCGCCCACGCUGCCCUUCCCUGGGCCGGUGUGCGUUUUAUUCUUCAGAUUUGUAUCGAUGAUUUCAAGACCUACGACUUCCUUGUUGAGAAGAUACCGGUAAUCGUACGGCAGCUAUGCCGCAGUGCGUUGAUGGAGGAACUUCUUGCUCACACCCCACGAGCUGCGGCCUCUGAGCUCGAAAGAGCACUUAUAAAGCUCCAUAGCGCUACCAUUAUGUACCUAGCACGUACCAAGGCAUACUGGGAGCAGUCAACCAGAAAGCGGAUUCUGAGGAGCUUGACUCUCUCUACGUCGGACCUUGAAAUCUCCUUUGACAAGAUUACGGACGCACAAGCGGAUGUACAGACAUGCUUCCAAAUAGCCAGCGUACAAGCACAACUGACGAAGUUGGACAAUCUCCGCGUGGCCCUUGACGAGUUUGAUGGGCCAUUCAGUCGCUGGGAUGACAAGAUCCAAAAGAGCAGACAUACUCAAGUGGCUUUCAGGAGAACCUUAUUUGAAGUACCACAAAGCCCAACGGGAAACCUUUCUCGAAGGCACUGGGCAGUGGCUUUAUCACAUCCCACGUUCAAGAGAUGGAAGGAGGAAAGUGCAUCGUCGAUCCUAUGGCUACACGGCAUUCUAGGCUCAGGAAAAAGCAAGCUAACCUCCUUGGUUGUCGAAGAUGGGAUUGAAGCCUUUAAGAGACAACAAGCUCCCCAGCCAGCGUACUUCUACUGCUCACGCAACCCUGCUGAGCCAGAGCGCUCGGACCCGGCAUGUAUCAUGGCGAGUAUUGUACGACAGUUAUCCUCGCUUGACCCGGGCAAGCCGCUUCUCCAACCAACAAUCAGCACGUACCAGUCUCAUGAGGACGAGGGUUUCGCAGCUGGGAGCCUGGGGUUGAAAGAUAGCCGUGACCUGCUUUUGCAGCUACUGGAGAAGUUCCCCACAGCUACCAUUAUCAUUGAUGCACUUGAUGAGUGCCGUACCGACACAAGGCGGCAAUUACUCGACUGCCUGGAAUAUAUCCUUCUCGAAUCUACUACCCUCGUGAAGAUAUUUGUGUCCAGCCGAGACGACCAGGACAUCGUCUGCAAGCUGCAGGUCUAUCCCGGCCUAGAGCUUUCAUCUAGAUUGAACUCAAAGGACAUCACUUACUUCGUCAAGUCGGAAACGGAUCAACUUAUCGCAAGAGGACAACUCCUUCGAUCCAGCACGAGUAGGAUUGAGUUAUCUGCAAAAAUUGUGGAGGACGUCACCGAUGGUGCCCAGGGCAUGUUCCGCUGGGCUAGCUUGCAAUUGCAGCUUCUCUGCGAUCAAGUGAGUGAUGCAGCUGUCCGGGAACGUCUCGGACGGUUACCGCCCACAUUAGAAGCCCUGUACCAGGAGCUUCUUGACAAAAUUCGAGCGUACACCGCUGAUGCUGAUCGACAAUAUGCCCGAAACACGCUGGUAUGGUUGCUUUGUGGCCGGAGGCGACUCAGUUUGAAUGAGUUCCUCGCAGCAGUAUCAAUCAUUCCAGACCAUCCGCCAUCGGCCGUCACCAAGGGCCAAAUAUUGCAACUUUGUCACAAUUUGAUUACCUUCGAUUCAACACAGGACAGUUUUCGAUUUGCGCACUUGUCAGUCCGAGAGUUUCUCGAGAACGAUUACAAUUUCAAUCAGAUGGCAACCAACAGUAUAGUGGCUGAUUGCUGUCGCUGGGCACUAAUGAGUUGGACGAAGCCUGUUAUUUCAGAUAACUCUGACACAACAACCUUUGCCGUGGCUCGCUUAGAAGAUAUCCAGCGAUAUGCAAAUACCUACUGGGCAGAACACUACCAAGCUGCCGGUGAACACAGGAAACAGGGCUCCCUGUACGAGCGUAUGCAGGAUUUCUUGUCAGACACUGCUACAGAUUCAGCAUUCGUUUUGUGGCAUCAGUUCAAGACCUCCUCGGAUGUCGAUAUUUGUACGCAACGGAAAAUACGCAACUAUCAGGCUCACGGCCCAUCCAAGCUGGUCGUAGCAAAAGAAAUAUCGGUAUCCGAAGAUGCGCUGAUAGUUGCUGCGGGAGAUCUCGAGGACAGGAGAGAUUUUAUGAAUCUGAUCUUCGAAAAGCGAGGAGAACAGGUCCAGAUUACCGAGAAGGUCGUUCAGAAAGCUGCUAAAACCUUUCGUUACGGUGGUGACAUCAUCACUUUGUUUUUGCAAAAACGAGGAGAGCGGCUCCCAAUCACUGAGUCGGGCGCCAGAGAGAUGAUGGCUUUCCUUCUGGAAAACCGAGGAGAGCAGGUCCCGAUUACCCAGCAGAUAUUUGAAAGGGCUGCUUGGAAUAGGUUUGACUGCGUAUUCCCUUUGCUACUGGAAGAACGAGGAGGGCAAGUCCAAAUUACGAGCAUCCUAGUUCAGGCCGUUAGCAGCGAGUUUCAGGCCCGACAGACGAUGACUUCACUACUCGAAAAAAAAGGAUACCAAAUUCUGAACGAGGAGGUAAUUCAAGUAAUAGCCCGGAGAUUUGAUGAGGGCAUAUUAGCUCUCCUUUUUGAAAAGCAGGGAGAACAGGUCCGGAUCACCGAGGAGGUGGUUCUGGCUGCUGCCUGGAAUCAUCAUCAUGGCCCAGAGGUAAUGGCUCUACUCCUCAAAAAGGGAGGAGACCAGGUCCAAAUUUCUGAGGAAUUACUUGAGGUUGCCAUCGAGAAUUAUCGAGGCGGCGAGCUCUUAGCCGUCCUUCUCGAAAGAGUAGGAGACCAGGUGCAAAUCACAAACAAGAUGCUUAAGGCUGCCGCCAACAAUGUUUAUGGCUAUAUGACAAUGGCUGUGCUUCUCAAAAAGGAGUAG